Messenger RNA from Fraxinus pennsylvanica, 330 nucleotides. Lineage: Eukaryota; Viridiplantae; Streptophyta; Magnoliopsida; Lamiales; Oleaceae. The record is from the annotation of a GenBank genome assembly.
AUGCAUAAUCUAGGGCAAGAGAUACGUGAAGCUGGCUUCGAAGCUGAAAAUGCAAGUGAAGAUUAUGCUGAAUUCAUUGAUAAUUUGCGAGGGCUGGGGAUAUCCUACCAUUUUGAGAAUGAAAUUAAGCGAAUCUUCUCUGUGAUUAACAUAAAAUAUAGUAAAAAUGAUCAAGAUUCAAAUAUUAAGGAUUUAUAUGCUCCAGCUCUGGAAUUCAGACUACUAAGACAACAUGGCUUUAAUGUCUCUGAAGAGAUAUUUGAUAGUUUCAAGAAUGAGAAGGGUGAGUUCAAGUCGAGGCUUUGUGAUGAUAUAGAGGGAUUGCUAUAA